AAAAUUUUAAGUUUUUUUUUUGUGAAUUUUCAUUCACAGAUAUUGAGAAUUUUUUUGUUCAAAUUUUUGUGAUUUUUGUUUUCGUCUCGUAAACAAUGUCCGUCUCGGACAUUUCGGAUGUUUCGGAUACAUCGAACGUAUCGGAUUAUUCCUCGGAUAGCGAAAACAGUGUGACGGCCGUCCUUAGCCAAGAUGCAGAUGAAGAUCUGCCAUCGCCGGCAUCGGUUGACAGCCUUGUGGUGUCCGAUCCCGAUGGCCACUCUUCGGGUGACGAUGUUGAUGCACUGAGCCCCAACGCCGAGGACCAUUCGCCAGCAGUACAACCGCGACGGUCCGCCAUAAGCUAUCUAAAUUUUAUGCGGGACUUCAACCGCAGACAUGGCGGGACAUUCAGAGGACAAAAAAUGGUGAACGUUGCAGCACAACAGUGGCGCUCAAUGGACUCGGACCAGCGGAAUCAGUAUCGAAAUCCCGACUAUCGCCAGAAAAUCUCCAAGAGUUCGUAUUCGCCAGAGAGCUCGAGCACGACUUCUCUGACACCGAGUCAGUCCGAUUUCCUUGCGUCUGAUGCGUCCUCCCUGGACGAAGUGGAUUGCUCAAAGAAGCCCGAGCCCUGUGCUAAGAGGAAGCGCAAGCGCAAGCGCAGCUGUGGUAAGAAAAUGCGCAAGAAGUCCGCUUGUGGAAAGCGUCGACGCAAGAAGUCCGCCUGCGCCAAGAAACGCAAGGCGUCCAAGAAAAGCUGUGGGAAGCGUCGCCGCAAGCGUCGCAAGACCUGCUGAGACCGGAGGAAUAAACCAAACAAAACCACGGAAAAUGCACACAAGGGAGGGGGAAACCUCCAAGCGAACACUACAUGCAACUGUAGAAGCCUCACCUGCGCAAUGAAAUGCUAGAGCUUGGACGGCCUCCCCUCCACACCCUGGCUGUUCGGUACCCACAGUGCCACUCACAGAAGUGACCAAUAAAUGUUACCCCACGUCAAGUGCA
Messenger RNA from Drosophila obscura, 987 nucleotides. RefSeq names its product histone-like protein 18C. The record is from RefSeq and is a predicted model, not a curated record. Bases 96 to 779 code for a protein of 227 amino acids. The transcript has 2 exons. Gene Ontology annotation, biological process: sperm DNA condensation; spermatogenesis. Lineage: Eukaryota; Metazoa; Arthropoda; Insecta; Diptera; Drosophilidae.